CAACGUUAUCGUUGGAAGUGGACCUUUCAGCCAAUAGGAAGUCAGCUAGCAUGAUAACAAAUUAGCGCGCAUUGAUACAUUUAUAGAGGGCGCAGCGCUCUCUCGUUAGUCCAUUGUCGUGUCGUCGUCGGUGGUGUUCGCGGCUUUUGGCGAGUGGAGUUAUUGGACUUGUCUGCUUGUGGUGUGUGGUUUAAAGCGUGUAGUUACAAGCUGUCAAGACUUUCAGUGGUGGCUUUGCUUGAAGGAAAUGGCUUCUGGGGUGACUGUGUCCGAUGCGUGUAAAACUACCUACGAAGAGAUAAAAAAGGAUAAGAAGCAUCGGUAUGUGGUGUUUUUCAUUCGAGAUGAGAAACAGAUAGAUGUUGAAUAUAUAGGUGAACGUAAUGCCACCUACGAUCAAUUCCUAGAAGACUUACAGAAAGCUGGUGUAGGAGAAUGUCGAUACGGACUGUUCGAUUUCGAGUAUACCCACCAAUGCCAAGGAACCUCCGAGGCAUCAAAGAAACAGAAAUUGUUCCUUAUGUCGUGGUGCCCAGACACUGCCAAAGUUAAGAAGAAGAUGUUAUACUCGUCUAGCUUUGAUGCUCUCAAGAAGUCUCUAGUUGGAGUGCAAAAAUACAUUCAGGCAACAGACCUGUCUGAAGCAUCUCAGGAGGCUGUGGAAGAGAAGUUGCGAGCCACCGACCGGCAGUAAGGUGCGCCCGAGCAUUCGAGGCUCGAGGAUUUGCUCCAAUCUUUCUGGCCCACGGGAAGACUAGGCUUGCUAGUCUCAUUGGUACGCGGGGAAGCUGCUCUCUCUCUCGCCACUUGAGUUUCAUUAUGUUAAGUAUGGUAAUAAAGAGUGAUGCAACAAAAAAAAAAUUAUGUAAAGAACUGAACAGUACUUUUCGCAGACAUUCUGGUGGCACCAACCACUGGUUUAAGUCUGUAAUUCUUGUCAUUGUAAUUUCAUAUACAAAAAAAACCUAUUUCCUAAUUUUAAUAUUAUGAGGAAUACCAAACUCCGUAUGAAGUUAUCUAUGAAAUGAAAUAAAAAUGUAUCAUUUCUGUAGAUCAUGUGAUCAGUAUACAUUAAAUUAAUUUCUAAUGAAAUUUUUUUGAGUGUUCAUUUGUUUGAUGAUGUCGUUUAGAAUUCAAAUAAUAAUGUAAAUUGCGUAUUGGUAUCUUUUAAUGUUGGCGGCAUUGUGUGCAACAGUGCGACUGUAUUUAAAAAUUGUCAUGUGCUGUCUUGGAUUAUGAAUGUUUGCAAUAAUUAUAUUGUGUAAAUAAAUUGCAUGCUUAAUCGAUUUCUGAGCAACAAAAUGCCCCUGUACUCAUUUGUAAAUGGUUUGGAUUUUUAAUUUAGCCACAUUUUGUAGGUUACCUGCAGUUAAUUUGUAAUAAUGCUUUACAUCUGUGGCUAUGAUUUGUAUUUCAAGUUAUUUAUGGACUGACUUUGUUUUGUGCACAGUUGAAUAUAUUUUAAGAUGACUGUAGCAUAAUAUUUUACAGAUUUUUUAAAUUUCUAUUUUGCAAGUUUGACUUAUGUAUUAUAAAGAGGCCUACUUAAUGUAUGAGUCAGAUGCUGUAUUACGCUUUUAGUACUCAACUUAUUAUUUUCACUGAAUAAAAUAAAUUUGGAAGAAAAAGAAA
This is a messenger RNA of Bacillus rossius redtenbacheri, 1632 nucleotides long. It is a transcript of the gene tsr, whose product is annotated as cofilin/actin-depolymerizing factor homolog. The record is from RefSeq and is a predicted model, not a curated record. The transcript is spliced from 5 exons. Lineage: Eukaryota; Metazoa; Arthropoda; Insecta; Phasmatodea; Bacillidae. The coding region runs from base 248 to 694 and encodes 148 amino acids. Gene Ontology annotation, biological process: actin filament severing; actin filament fragmentation. Gene Ontology annotation, cellular component: actin cytoskeleton; cytoplasm; actin cortical patch. Gene Ontology annotation, molecular function: actin filament binding.